AGGGCUGCAGGGGGAGCGCUGUGCGUCCCUGCGCCUGUCUGUGCCUGGAGCGGGGCGGCCAUGGGCGCCCGUCUGCGGCCCGCUGCGCUGUGGGGGGCGGCGCUGGCCGCGACCGGGGGCGCUGCCGUGGCGGCCUGGCUCUGGGUCCGCCUCCGGAGCCGGGCAGCGCCGACUCCCGACUGCCCUGUUGCCGCCACAGCCGCCGCCGAUCAGGGUACAGGACACGGUAAGCAGAUACUUGUGCUGGGCCUGGAUGGGGCUGGGAAGACCAGUGUUCUCCACUCCCUGGCAACUAACCAUGUCAAGCGCAGCGUGGCUCCCACCGAGGGCUUCAACGCCAUCUGCGUUAACACCGAAGAGUUACAGAUGGAGUUCCUGGAGAUCGGGGGCAGUGAAUCUCUGCGUUCAUACUGGAAGAUGUACUUGCCCAAAGUGCUGUUGCUAAUCUAUGUCGUGGACUCGGCUGAUCAUGCCCGACUGCCUGUGGCAAAACAGCUGCUUCAUCAACUGAUCCAGAGCAACUCCACCCUGCCGGUGGUGGUUCUGGCCAACAAGCAGGACCUUGAAGGUGCAUAUUGCAUCACCGAUAUCCAUGAUGCUCUGGCACUGUCUGAUAUUGGGGACAACAGGAAGAUGUUCUUGAUUGGCACCCAUGUGGCAGAAGAUGGCUCCGAGAUCUCCUCCAACAUGAAGGAUGCCAAGGAGCUGAUAGCACAGCUGGUUUUGGAAGCACAGUGACAGCUCUUUUCCUACGAUGUGAUCUGUGCAGCUGAGGGAGACAGAGUGUUAGUGUAUGGUCAGUUUGUCAUGUGGCAACUGAAAUGUACAGGUAUCUUUUCCUUCUGAGUGUGGGAUUCCCCUGAAAAUGGUGUCUAGUUGGUAACAAAAUCCGAUUUGUAGUGGUUUGAAAAUACAUUUGAGAAGUAAGUCUAAUAUUUAGCGUAUUUGUAGUCUCCCAGAUAGCAGAGUUAAGAGGAUGUGUAGCUUAGGCAGCUGAGCUGGCUUCUUGCCAGGUGGGAAUCAAGCAUCCACUCCAGUGGAACAAGGCUGCAUCCAAUGAAUUUAACCUGGCUUGGUGUCUCAGGUUUAAACUGAAACAUGUGUACUCCUCAGGUUUUACAGAGCCCUCUUACCAGUGUUGUUCUGUUGAAAAACAGACCUCACUUCUUGAUGCUGUCAGAAAUUUAAAGUGCUGUGGUUAGUAUCUUUGACAGUUUUUGUUGUUGCUGUGUUGGAGCCAGCCUUUAAGGGAGUGGUAGAUUAGUAAUCUCUGGAAAUUGAGUAGGUUAUUGUUUCUUUAGUAGGUAAGAACAAGAAGACAAUCGCAGUAAGACAUUAAGUGUUUCUUUGCCUACAGGGAAAAAACAGAAUGGUGUAAUUUAAGGUGGUAACUGGAAGCAUUUAAGUUAAAUUGGCACCGAAGGUGGGAGACUCCUCCAUCGGGCUGAGUGGCUUGUUUCAAUUUAGUCCCGGUUGUUCUCAAGCAAGCAGUCUUACGUGUGAAAAACGUUGAUUUUUGAAAGCGAUUUGUGUUACACAGCGGGAGAGGAAGGGUACCUGAUGAGUGUCACUCUCCUAUUGUCCUUGGAAUUACACUCCAAGAAUGCGAUCCAGGAGCAAGUUCUGUAACGGGCCUGUUCUGCGGCUGCAUU
This is a messenger RNA of Pezoporus flaviventris, 1652 nucleotides long. It is a transcript of the gene ARL9, whose product is annotated as ADP ribosylation factor like GTPase 9. Gene Ontology annotation, molecular function: GTP binding; GTPase activity. Lineage: Eukaryota; Metazoa; Chordata; Aves; Psittaciformes; Psittacidae. The record is from RefSeq and is a predicted model, not a curated record. The coding region runs from base 61 to 738 and encodes 225 amino acids. The transcript is spliced from 4 exons.